Messenger RNA from Racocetra persica, 10154 nucleotides. The record is from the annotation of a GenBank genome assembly. Lineage: Eukaryota; Fungi; Glomeromycota; Glomeromycetes; Diversisporales; Gigasporaceae.
AAACAGCUUCUCCCGAUAAACAUAAAGACAUUGUAUCUAAACAAAAAGACGAUGGCAGCAUUGAACUUGAUGAUACAAUAUGUAAGGAAUUGAUUGCUACUAAGGAAGAAAUUAUUGAUACGAUUAAAGAGAAAAUUACUCAUCCGAAACUCCAAUUACCCGAUCUUUCAUCAAGUCUUGCAACCGCAGUUAACCUUUCAUAUCUGGAAAAUGCAGCGUCAAAAUAUAAAGGUGAUUGGGUAGAUAAAUAUAAUAAAGCUCGUGACUAUCUUUCCAAACAAAUUGGUGAUGCCGAUGCUGAAAAAGAAUUAUUAGAUUGUGCUGAUGAGUUUGUAGUUGAAAAAACUACAUAUAAAGUGAUUGACGAAAAGAAACGAGAUGUAAUUGAUCUUAAGAAAGAUGAAAUACCGAAAGAAGAAAAAUCUAAAGCUAAAGUUAAAAGCUUUAUUGGUACUCUUUAUGAUGCACUCAUAGUCGUUGAGGAAGCAGCCUCCCCCGAAAAAUGCAAAGAAAUCGUCGCUGAUCAAAAAGAUGAUGGCUGUAUUGAAUUAAAAGAUACUGUUUGUGACGAACUAGAUGCACCUAAAGAAGAAAUUAUUAAGACAAUUCAAAAGAACAUUACUAAUCCGAAACUCAAAUUACCCGAGUCAAGUCUUGCAACUGCUAUUAAUCUUUCAUACCUUAAGAAAGCUGCACCUAAACACGAAGGUGUAUGGAAAGACAAAGCUGACAAAGCUCGUAAAUAUCUCUCGGACCAAAUAGGAGAUAAAGAUGCAGAAAAAGAACUUGAAGAAUGUGCGGAUAAUUAUGUAGUUGAUAAUUGCGUUAAGAAGGUGAUUAAAAAUAAAAAGAGAAAUGCUGUCGUUACGGUGCAGGAGUCUGCCACACCAGAAAAAUGUGAUGACAUAGUAUCUGAUCAAAAGGAUGACGGAUCUAUUGAAGUUAGUGAGACAAUUUGUAAAGAAAUAGACGUUCUAGUUACAGAUGUAGUACCUGAAGUGAAAGAAUGUACAGAAAAUCCAAAGCUUAAAUCUCCAGAAUCAGAACCAUGGUGGAAGACAGGACUUGCCACUAGCUACCUUAAUAUCGCCGCACCACAUCAUAAAAACCAAUGGGAAGAUAAAUCUAAAAAAGCUAAUGAAUUUCUUUCCAAACAAAUUGGAGAUGCUGAUGCUGAAAAAGAAUUAAAAGAUUGCACUGAUAAAUAUGUCGUUGAUAAUAUUGCUAAAAAAGUUGAAAAAGAUCAUAAGAGAACAGCUGCAAUUGUUGUUAUUCAAGAAAGAGCUUCUCCCGAUAAACAUAAGGAAAUUGUGUCUAAUCAAAAAGAAGAUGGCAGCAUUAAACUAGAUAACUCAGUAUGCAAGGAGUUAGAUACUCCUAAAGAAGAAAUUAUCAAGACCGUUAGAAAGAAUCUUACUAAUAAGAAACUUCAGUCACCCGAAUUUUCAUCGAGUCUUGAAACUGCUAUUAAUCUUUCAUAUCUGAAAAAUGCUGCGCCUAAAUAUAAAGGUGAUUGGGUAGACAAAUAUAAUAAAGCUCGUGAAUAUCUUUCUAAACAAAUUGGAGAUGCUGAUGCUGAAAAAGAAUUGUUGGAAUGUGCCGAUAAGUAUGUAGUAGAUAAAGCAGCGGAUAAAGUGAUUAAGGAACAUAAAAAAGAUGUAAUUGAUCUUAAGAAAGGUGAAAAACCUAAGGAUACAUCCUUUUUCAGCUCUAUUUAUGAAUCGGCUGCUAAACUUGGAGAAAAUAUUGAAAAAGCCCUUGGAUAUGAUAGAAGUAAACCUAAAGACUAUGAGAAAGCGGAAGCAAUUACUAUUGUUCAGGACUCGGCCUCUCCUGAAAAAUGCAAAGAAAUCGUCGCGGAUCAAAAAGAAGAUGGAAGCAUUGAAUUAAGUGAUACAGUUUGUGACGAACUAGAUGCUCCUAAAGAAGAAGUUAUUAAGACAAUUAAAAAGAACAUUACGAAUAAGAAGCUUCAAUCACCCGAAUUCUCAUCAAGUCUUGCAACUGCAGUUAAUCUUUCAUACCUUAAGAAAGCUGCAUCUAAGCAUGAGGGUGAAUGGAAAGAUAAAUAUAAUAAAGCCCGUGAAUAUCUCUCAAAACAAAUAGGAGAUAAAGAUGCCGAAAAGGAACUUGAAGAAUGCGCGGAUAAUUAUGUAGUUGAUAAUUGUAUUAAGAAGGUGAUUAAAAAUAAAAGGAGAAAUUCAGUUCGUAAGGCGCAAGAAUCUGCCACACCAGAAAAAUGCGAUGACAUAGUGUCUAGUCAAAAGGAUGACGGAUCUAUUGAAGUUAGUGAGACAAUUUGUAAAGAAUUAGACGUUCCAGUUACCGUUGUAGUAUCUGAAGUGAAAAAAUGUACACAAAAUCCGAAGCUUAGAUCUCCAGAAUCAGAAUCAUGGUGGAAGACAGCACUUGCAGUUAGCUACUUUGAUGUCGCUGCACCAAAACAUAAAAAGCCAUUGGAAGAUAAAUAUAAUAAAGCUCGUGAAUACCUUUCUAAACAGAUUGGAGAUGAGGAUGCUGCAAAAGAAUUAUUAGAUUGCACAGACCAAUAUAUAGUUGAUAACAUUACUAAAAAGGUUGAGAAAGAUCUUAAAAAAGAAGCUGCAAUUGCUAUAGUUCAAGAAUCAGCUUCUCCCGAUAAACAUAAAGAAAUUGUAUCUCAACAAAAAGACGAUGGCAGCAUUGAAAUUGAUGAUUCAAUAUGUAAGGAAUUGCAUGCUCCUAAAGAUGAAAUUAUCGAUACAAUUAAAGAGAAAGUUACUAAUCCAAAACUCAAAUUACCUGAGCAUAAAUCAAGUCUUGCAACUGCAAUUAACCUUUCAUAUCUGAAAAAUGCAGCGCCUAAAUAUAAAGAUGACUGGGAAGACAAAUAUAAUAAAGCCCGUGAAUAUCUCUCAAAACAAAUAGGAGAUAAAGAUGCCGAAAAAGAACUUGAAGAAUGUGCUGAUGAAUAUGUAAUUGAUAAAACUACAGUUAAAGUAAUUGAGGAAAAGAAACAAGAAAUAAUUGAUCAAAAUAAAGAUGAAAUACCGAAAGUAGAAGAACCUAAAGCUAAAGCUAAAAGCUUUAUCGCUGCAAUCUAUGACGGUGCUGUUAAACUUGAAGAUCAAAUUGAAAAAACCCUUGGGUUUAAUCAAGAUAAAGAUAAACUUGAUGAUCAUGAGAAAGCGGAAGCACUCAUAGUUAUUGAGGAAGCAGCCUCUCCUGAGAAAUGCAAAGAAAUCGUUGCGGAUCAAAAAGAUGAUGGUUGUAUUGAAUUAAAAGAUACUGUUUGUGACGAACUAGAUGCACCCAAAGAAGAAAUUGUUAAGACAAUUCAACCAAAGCUUCAACAUAAGAAGCUUCAACAAUUACCCAAUCUUCCAUCAAUUCUUGAAACUGCUAUUAAUCUUUCAUACCUUAAGAAAGCUGCUCCUAAACAUGAAGGUGUAUGGAAAGACAAAGCUGACAAAGCUCAUGAAUAUAUCUCAGACCAAAUAAAAGAUAAAGAUGCAGAAAAAGAACUUGAAGAAUGUGCGGAUAAUUAUGUAGUUGAUAAUUGCGUUAAGAAGGUGAUUAAAGAUAAAAAGAGAAAUGCUGUCGUUACGGUGCAGGAGUCUGCCACACCAGAAAAAUGCGAUGAUAUAGUAUCUAAUCAAAAGGACGACGGAUCCUUUGAAGUUAGUGAGACAAUCUGUAAAGAAAUAGACAUUCCAGCUACCAAAGUAGUAAAUGAUGUAAAAAAAUGUUCACAAAAUCCAAAGCUUAGAUCACCAGAAUCCGAACCAUGGUGGAAGACAGGACUUGCUACUAGCUACCUUAAUAUUGCCGCACCACAUCAUAAAAAACAAUGGGAAGAUAAAUCUAAGAAAGCUCAAGAAUAUCUCGCUAAAGAAAUUAAAAAUCCUGAUGCUGAAAAAGAAUUAAUAGAUUGCACUGAUAAAUAUGUCGUUGAUAACCUUACUAAAAAGGUUGAAAAAGAUCAUAAGAAAGAUGCUGCAAUUGCUGUUGUUAAAGAAACAGCUUCUCCCGAUAAACAUAAAGACAUUGUAUCUAAACAAAAAGACGAUGGCAGCAUUGAACUUGAUGAUACAAUAUGUAAGGAAUUGCUUGCUCCUAAGGAAGAAAUUAUUGAUACGAUUAAAGAGAAAGUUACUAAUCCAAAACUCAAAUUACCUGAGCAUAAAUCAAGUCUUGCAACUGCAGUUAACCUUUCAUAUCUGAAAAAUGCAGCGUCUAAAUAUAAAGGUGAUUGGGUAGAUAAAUAUAAUAAGGCUCGUGACUAUCUUUCUAAACAAAUUGGUGAUGCCGAUGCUGAAAAAGAAUUAAUAGAUUGUGCUGAUGAGUUUGUAGUUGAAAAAACUACAUAUAAAGUGAUUGACGAAAAGAAACGAGAUGUAAUUGAUCUCAUGAAAGAUGAAAUACCUAAAGUAGAAGAACCUAAAGCUAAAGCUAAAAGCUUUAUCGCACUCAUAGUCGUUGAGGAAGCAGCCUCUCCUGAGAAAUGCAAAGAAGUCGUCGCGGAUCAAAAAGAUGAUGGUUGUAUUGAAUUAAAAGAUACAGUUUGUGAUGAAUUGGAUGCACCCAAAGAAGAAAUCAUUAAGACAAUUCAACCAAAGCUUCAACAUAAGAAGCUUCAACAAUUACCCAAUCUUCCAUCAAUUCUUGAAACUGCUAUUAAUCUUUCAUACCUUAAGAAAGCUGCUCCUAAACAUGAAGGUGUAUGGAAAGACAAAGCUGACAAAGCACGUAAAUAUCUCUCAGACCAAAUAGCAGAUAAAGAUGCAGAAAAAGAACUUGAAGACUGUGCGGAUAAUUAUGUAGUUGAUAAUUGCGUUAAGAAGGUGAUUAAAGAUAAAAAGAGAAAUGCAGUCGAAACGGUGCAGGAGUCUACCACACCAGAAAAAUGCGAUGACAUAGUAUCUAAUCAAAAGGACGACGGAUCCUUUGAAGUUAGUGAGACAAUUUGUAAAGAAAUAGACGUUCCAGUUACCAAAGUAGUAAAUGAUGUAAAAAAAUGUUCACAAAAUCCAAAGCUUAGAUCACCAGAGUCAGAACCAUGGUGGAAGACAGGACUUGCUACUAGCUACCUUAAUAUUGCCGCACCACAUCAUAAAAAACAAUGGGAAGAUAAAUCUAAGAAAGCUCAAGAAUAUCUCGCUAAAGAAAUUAAAAAUCCUGAUGCUGAAAAAGAAUUAAUAGAUUGCACUGAUAAAUAUGUCGUUGAUAACCUUACUAAAAAGGUUGAAAAAGAUCAUAAGAAAGAUGCUGCAAUUGCUGUUGUUAAAGAAACAGCUUCUCCCGAUAAACAUGAAGAAAUUGUAUCUAAACAAAAAGACGAUGGUAGCAUUGAGCUUGAUGACUCAAUAUGUAAGGAAUUGCAUGCUCAUAAAGAAGAAAUUAUUGAUACAGUUAAAGAGAAAGUUACUAAUCCAAAACUCAAAUUACCUGAGCAUAAAUCAAGUCUCGCAACUGCAGUUAACCUUUCAUAUCUAAAAAAUGCAGCGUCUAAAUAUAAAGGUGAUUGGGUAGAUAAAUAUAAUAAAGCCCGUGACUAUCUUUCUAAACAAAUUGGUGAUGCCGAUGCUGAAAAAGAAUUAUUGGAUUGUGCUGAUGAGUUUGUAGUUGAGAAAACUACAUAUAAAGUGAUUGACGAAAAGAAACGAGAUGUAAUUGAUCUUAAGAAAGAUGAAAUACCAAAAGUAGAAGAACCUAAAGCUAAAGUUAAAAGCUUUAUCGCUGCUAUCUAUGACGAUGCUGUUAAACUUGAAGAUCAAAUUGAAAAAACCCUUGGGUUUAAUCAAGAUAAAGAUAAACUUGAUGAUCAUGAGAAAGCGGAAGCACUCAUAGUUGUUGAGGAAGCAGCCUCUCCUGAGAAAUGUAAAGAAAUCGUCGCGGAUCAAAAAGAUGAUGGUUGUAUUGAAUUAAAAGAUACUGUUUGUAACGAACUGGAUGCACCUAAAGAAGAAAUUAUUAAGACAAUUCAACCAAAGCUUAAAAAUCAGAAGCUUCAAUUACCCAAUCUUCCAUCAAUUCUUGAAACUGCCAUUAAUCUUUCAUACCUUAAGAAAGCUGCACCUAAACAUAAAGAUAAAUGGGAAGACAAAGCUGACAAAGCUCGUAAAUAUCUCUCUGACCAAAUAGGAGAUAAAGAUGCAGAAAAAGAACUUGAAGAAUGUGCGGAUAAUUAUGUAGUUGAUAAUUGCAUUAAAAAGGUAAUUAAAGAUAAAAAGAGAAAUGCAGUCGUUACGGUGCAGGAAUCUACCACACCAGAAAAAUGCAAUGAAAUAGUGUCUGAUCAAAAGGAUGACGGAUCCUUUGAAGUUAGCGAGACAAUUUGUAAAGAAAUAGACAUUCCAGCUAUCAAAGUAGUAAAUGAUGUAAAAAAAUGUUCACAAAAUCCAAAACUUAGAUCACCAGAAUCAGAACCAUGGUGGAAGACAGGACUUGCCACUAGCUACCUUAAUAUCGCCGCACCAAAUCAUAAAAACCAAUGGGAAGAUAAACAUGAUAAAGCUCGUAAAUACCUUUCUGAACAAAUCAACGAUGCAGAACUUGAAAAAGAAAUAUUAGAUUGCACUGAUAAAUAUGUCGUUGAUAACAUUACUAAAAAGGUUGAAAAAGAUCAUAAGAAAGAUGCUGCAAUUGCUGUUGUUAAAGAAACAGCUUCUCCCGAUAAACAUAAAGACAUUGUAUCUAAACAAAAAGACGAUGGUAGCAUUGAACUUGAUGAUGAAAUAUGUAAGGAAUUGCAUGCUCCUAAAGAUGAAAUUAUUGAUACAGUUAAAGAGAAAGUUACUAAUCCAAAACUUAAAUUACCUGAGCAUAAAUCAAGUCUCGCAACUGCAGUUAACCUUUCAUAUCUAAAAAAUGCAGCGUCUAAAUAUAAAGGUGAUUGGGUAGAUAAAUAUAAUAAAGCUCGUGACUAUCUUUCUAACAAAAUUGGUGAUGCCGCUGCUGAAAAAGAAUUAUUAGAUUGUGCUGAUGAGUUUGUAGUUGAAAAAACUACAUAUAAAGUGAUUGACGAAAAGAAACGAGAUGUAAUUGAUCUUAAGAAAGAUGAAAUACCGAAAGAAGAACCUAAAGCUAAAGCUAAAAGCUUUUUCGGUAUUAUCUAUGACAAUGCUGUUAAACUUGAAGAUCAAGUUGAAAAAGCCCUUGGAUUUGAUAAAGAUAAACUUGAUGAUCAUGAGAAAGCGGAAGCACUCAUAAUCGUUGAGGAAGCAGCCUCUCCUGAGAAAUGCAAAGAAAUCGUCGCGGAUCAAAAAGAUGAUGGUUGUAUUGAAUUAAAAGAUACAGUUUGUGAUGAAUUGGAUGCACCCAAAGAAGAAAUUAUUAAGACAAUUCAACCAAGGAUUCAAGAUAAGAAGCUUCAACAAUUACCCAAUCUUCCAUCAAUUCUUGAAACAGCUAUUAAUCUUUCAUACCUUAAGAAAGCUGCACCUAAACAUGAAGGUGUAUGGAAAGGCAAAGCUGACAAAGCUCGUGAAUAUCUCUCAGACCAAAUAAAAGAUAAACAUGCCGAAAAAGAACUUGAAGAAUGUGCGGAUAAUUAUGUAGUUGAUAAUUGCGUUAAGAAGGUGAUUAAAGAUAAAAAGAGAAAUGCAGUCGUUACGGUGCAGGAGUCUAUUACACCAGAAAAAUGUGAUGACAUUGUAUCUAAUCAAAAGGAAGACGGGUCUAUUGAAGUUAUUGAGACAAUUUGUAAAGAAAUAGACGUUCCAGCUACUAAAGUAGUAACUGAAGUGAAAAAAGGUACACAAAAUAAGAAACUUAGAUCACCCGAAUCAGAACCAUGGUGGAAGACAGCACUUUCUCUUAGCUACCUUAAUAUCGCCGCACCACAGCAUAAAAAACAAUGGGAAGAUAAACAUGAUAAAGCUCGUAAAUACCUUUCUGAACAAAUUGGAGAUGAUGAUGCUGCAAAAGAAUUAUUAGACUGCACUGAUAAAUACGUCGUUGAUAAUAUUGCUAAAAAGGUUGAAAAAGAUCAUAAGAAAGAUGUUGCAAUUGUUGUUGUUCAAGAAUCAGCUUCUCCUGAUAAACAUAAAGACAUUGUAUCUAAACAAAAAGACGAUGGUAGCAUUGAACUUGAUGAUGAAAUAUGUAAGGAAUUGCAUGCUCCUAAAGAUGAAAUUAUUGAUACAGUUAAAGAGAAAGUUACUAAUCCAAAACUUAAAUUACCUGAGCAUAAAUCAAGUCUCGCAACUGCAGUUAACCUUUCAUAUCUAAAAAAUGCAGCGUCUAAAUAUAAAGGUGAUUGGGUAGAUAAAUAUAAUAAAGCUCGUGACUAUCUUUCUAAACAAAUUGGUGAUGUCGAUGCUGAAAAAGAAUUAUUAGAUUGUGCUGAUGAGUUUGUAGUUGAGAAAACUACAGUUAAAGUGAUUGACGAAAAGAAACGAGAUGUAAUUGAUCUCAAGAAAGAUGAAAUACCGAAAGAAGAAAAACCUAAAGCUAAAGCUAAAAGCUUUAUCGGUACUAUCUAUGACAAUGCUGUUAAACUUGAAGAUCAAAUUGAAAAAGCCCUUGGAUUUGAUAAAGAUAAAAAACCUGAUGAUCAUGAGAAAGCGGAAGCACUUAUAGUUGUUGAGGAAGCAGCCUCUCCCGAAAAAUGUAAAGAAAUCGUCGCGGAUCAAAAGGAUGAUGGUUGUAUUGAAUUAAACGAUACAGUUUGUGAUGAAUUGGAUGCCCCCAAAGAAGAAAUUGUUAAGACAAUUCAACAAAAGCUUCAAAAUAAGAAGCUUCAACAAUUACCCAAUCGUUCAUCAAUUCUUGGAACUGCUAUUAAUCUUUCAUACCUUAAGAAAGCUGCACCUAAACACAAAGGUGUAUGGAAUGACAAAGCUGAAAAAGCUCGUGAAUAUCUCUCAGACCAAAUAAAAGAUAAAGAUGCAGAAAAAGAACUUGAAGAAUGUGCGGAUAAUUAUGUAGUUGAUAAUUGUGUUAAGAAGGUGAUUAAAGAUAAAAAGAGAAAUGCAGUCGUUACGGUGCAAGAGUCUACCACACCAGAAAAAUGUGAUGACAUAGUAUCUAAACAAAAGGAUGACGGCUCUUUUGAAGUUAUUGAGACAAUUUGUAAAGAAAUAGACGUUCCAGCUACUGAUGUAGUAAAUGAAGUGAAGGAAUGUACAGAAAAUCCAAAGCUUAAAUCACCAGAAUCAGAACCAUGGUGGAAGACAGGACUUGCCACUAGCUACCUUAAUAUCGCCGCACCACAUCAUAAAAACAAAUGGGAAGAUAAAUCGAAGAAAGCUCAAGAAUACCUCGCUAAAGAAAUUAAAAAUCCUGAUACUGAAAAAGAAUUAAUAGAUUGCACUGAUAAAUAUGUCAUUGAUAAUAUUGCUAAAAAGGUUGAAAAAGAUCAUAAGAAAGAUGCUGCAAUUACUGUUAUUCAAGAUUCAGCUUCCCCCGAUAAACAUAAAGACAUUGUAACUAAACAAAAAGAUGAUGGCAGCAUUCAACUAGAUGACACAGUAUGCAAUGAUCUGGGCGUUCCUAAGGAAAAUAUAAUUGAUACAAUUAAAAAUAACAUUACUCAUCCCAAACUUCAAUUGCCCCAACUUCCAUCAAUUCUUGAAACUGCUUUAAAUCUCUCAUAUCUGAAAAAUGCUGCGCCUAAACAUAAAGGUGAUUGGGUAGACAAAUAUAAUAAAGCUCGUGAUUACAUUUCUAAACAGAUUGGAGAUGCUGAUGCCGAAAAAGAAUUGUUAGAUUGUACUGAUAAUUAUGUAGUUGAUAAAGCAACGGAUAAAGCGAUUGAGGACCAUAAAAAGGAUGUAGUUGACGUUGUAACCGAACAAAUUAGCAAACAUGAUGCUCUUGCUACGGCUCAAGAAUCGGCCUCUCCUGAUAAGUGUAAAGAAAUUGUAUCUAAUCAAAAAGAUGAUGGUUCCAUUGAAUUAGGUGAUACAGUAUGCGAUGAAUUAGCUGUUCCUAAAGAAGAAAUUAUCCCCACGAUCCAAGAGAAAGUCACUCACGAGAAGCUCAAAUCAUCACCCCCGUCAUUAUUCUCAACUGCUAUCGUUCUUUCUUAUCUUAAAAAACUCGCACCUAAACAUAAAGACCAUUGGAAAGACCAAUAUGAUAAAGCAUGUGACUAUAUCUCUAAAACAGCAGUUGACCACCAUGGUGACGAUCCGGGUGAUUUAAGUUUUUCAUUAGUAACGUCCUUCUGA